AUGUCAGAGAAAAGACAUAAAGAAUUUUACGCAUGGCACAAAGAAAAAGUGGAAAGCAAUGCGGUGUUUGAUUUUAAGAAAGAACUCUCUGCCUAUCUUCAUAGCGAUGUUGAAGUCCUCGCUCAGUCCUUGGAAGCAUUUGGAAAAGAAAUGGUUGAACUGACUGGAAUUAAUCCAGUGACUGAAUGCGUUACCAUCGCGAGUACCGCCAACAAAGUGUGGAGAAAGAACUUUCUGAUUCGAGACCUUAUUGCACUUGAACCCAGAAACGGUUGGCGUCAAAACCAGCAGAAUCAAAGUGUGGAGGCCCUGCAAUGGUUGGAGUUUGAAAAUUCCAAGAUUGGAGGUGGAAUUCAGGUAAGAUAUUUAAAUUGCAGUAAAAGUAUGCACUUAAGAAAAUUCAUGGGCAGUGUUUUACCGCAUUUUUCAGUUCGCGAGUUGUUUCAUACUGUGAAAUGGCAAAUGCACACUACAUAUCAAAAAUUACAAGGAAUUGUAUGGGAAAUAUGUGUAAAAAAAAAAAUUUAAAUGUUAAGUUGCAGUGUUUUACUGCAUUUUUUAGUUCGCGAAAUCAAUUGAACUGUGCAUUUGUGUAUGCACGCUGUAAAAAUUAUAAUCUGCGGACCGCGCAGAAAACAAUAACAAAUGUAUAUUUUUCUAUUUUUCAGCAUGUGCGAAACUCACUCGAUGGCGAAGCCCGUGUUUUAACCCCAGCUCAGUCCUACAAUGUGGAUGGUUAUCAUGCAGACAGCAAUACAGUGUACGAGUAUAACGGAUGCAUUUUUCACGGUUGUAAACGAUGUUUCCCCCUCAACCGUCAGAAGAAAAGACACUGCCAUCCAGACCGAACCAUCGAAGAGGUCUACGAAGCCACCUGUCUGAAGACUGCAAUCCUGCGAGACGCUGGCUACACCGUGAUUGAAAAAUGGGGCUGCGAAUUCGCGCAAGAUCAGAAAACCGAUCCAGAGUUGCAGUCCUUUCUAAAAACCUUCGAAAUGGUCCCUCCAUUAGAACCUCGAGACGCGUUCUUUGGUGGCCGAACGGGCGCUACGACCUUGUACGCCAAAGCCGCGGGUGACGAAGAAAUUAGUUAUCAAGAUUUCACCUCACUGUACCCCUGGGUGAAUAAGUAUGGCACUUAUCCAGUACGUUUUCCUGAAAUUAUCCUGAAUCCAGCCAACCAGAACAUCCAUGACUACUUUGGUAUCGCGCAAGUAGAUAUCCUGGCUCCCGAGCGCCUAUUCCAUCCGGUGUUACCUGUCAGAGAAGGAGGAAAGCUAACGUUCCCUCUCUGCAGAACCUGCGUGAAAGAAGAAAUGGCCAAACCACUCCUAGAACGCAGCAAUAUGUGCGGUCACACACGUGAACAGCGAAUCUUACACGGCACCUGGUGUACUCCGGAACUGCAAAAAGCGGUAGAAAAAGGAUACGAAAUCCAGAAAAUCCAUGAAGUCUGGCAUUUUACCCCAGAGAACCGCUGCACCGGACUGUUUGCAGAGUAUGUCAACACCUGGCUCAAACUAAAACAGGAGAGCGCUGGCUGGCCCAGUGAUUGCGUUACUCCGGAGCAGAAAGCAGAGUAUGUCCGAGACUACGAGGAACAUGAGGGGAUUAAACUGGAACAUGUCGCAGAAAAUCCUGGACGGAAAUCUAUUGCCAAAAUGCUUUUGAACAGGUAACUAGUUAUGUUAAAACGUUUUUACGAUGAAACCACGAUGAAACCCCGAUAAAACAAUGAAACCACGAUGAAACGGCGAUUCAUCGUCGACGAAACCACGAUGAAACCACGAUGAAAAAUGUUUUAAAGUUUAAGUUGCACACUUUUUCCACAAUUAAAAUUUUUUUAGUGCAGUAAAAGUCUGCACUUUUUAAAUUUAAAUUGCAGUGUUUUAUUACAUUUUUAAGUUCGCGAAAUGUUUUGUAUCGUGCAUUUACCGAUGCAUAGUACUGAUCAAAAUUUACAAGGAUUUGUAUGAAAAAUGGUUAAAAAAGUCUGCAGUUAAGAAUUUUAAGUUGCAGUGUUUUACUGCAUUUUAAGAAUCGUGAAUUAUUUCCACCUGUGUAACGACAAAUGCAAGCGACAAAUCAAAAGUUAUAAUCUGCGGACCGCACAGAAAACAAUAACAAACUGUUCUUUCUUUUUUCUGUCUUUCAGUUUAUGGGGAAAAUUUGGCGAACGCCAAAACAAGCCCGUGACCCACUGCAUUACACAACCAGCUGACCUCUUCAGAAUCCUGGACGAUUCCUCCUUGUUUAUCUCUGCCAUACGUAUUUGCUCCGAAGACGUGAUGGAGAUCGUGACAACCACCGCGGAAGAGGAAUAUGAACGCAGCUUUAAAACCAACGUGUUCGUGGCGGCGUUCACCACAUCACUAGCCAGAUUGAAACUCUACGAGGCCCUUGAUUUUCUAGGUGACCGAUGUCUGUAUUACGAUACAGACUCGGUCAUUUACAAAACCAAACCGGGCCAGGAGAAACUUCCGCUUGGCAGGUACCUCGGGCAAUUUACAGACGAGCUGGGAGGCGACAGCAUCGUAGAAUUCUGUAGCGGCGGCGCCAAAAAUUAUGGCUACCUAACCAAAAAGGGCAAAGUCGAGUGCAAAGUUCGUGGGUUCACACUCAAUUAUGAAGCACUGCAGACCUUAAACUAUUACACAAUGCGCGACAACAUCCUGAAAGAACUGGACGAACCCCUUCAGCAGCGCAGAGAGAUGGCUAUCACCAUUACUGAUUUCUUUGCACGGGAUCAAACGACCAAGAAAAUUAAACUCACAGAACGAGUGAAAAAGUAUGGACUUGUCUUUGACAAACGUGUCAUUGAUCCUGCCACUCGCGUGUCCACACCAUACGGAUACAAUUGGUUCGGCGGAGACGCAGAACUGUUACUUUCAUUGUAA
Molecule: messenger RNA, 2897 nt
Organism: Porites evermanni
Lineage: Eukaryota; Metazoa; Cnidaria; Anthozoa; Scleractinia; Poritidae
Source: the annotation of a GenBank genome assembly